Lacerta agilis (Sand lizard) is the source of this 784-nucleotide messenger RNA. Its product is annotated as class II histocompatibility antigen, M alpha chain. Gene Ontology annotation, cellular component: membrane; MHC class II protein complex. The transcript has 5 exons. Gene Ontology annotation, biological process: peptide antigen assembly with MHC class II protein complex; immune response; antigen processing and presentation of exogenous peptide antigen via MHC class II. Gene Ontology annotation, molecular function: MHC class II protein complex binding. The coding region runs from base 23 to 784 and encodes 253 amino acids. Lineage: Eukaryota; Metazoa; Chordata; Lepidosauria; Squamata; Lacertidae. The record is from RefSeq and is a predicted model, not a curated record.
GGCAGCGAGGAAGAGGAAGACGAUGGGUCCCGGCGGCAGGUGCAGCUGGGGUCUGGCGGCCCUGGCCUGGCUCUGGGGCGCAUCGGCGGCUGCAUCGGCCGAAGUGCGAGAGGAUCCUGCCCACCUGUUUUCCGAAGUCUACCUGUGCCAGCAGGAUUCCCCGCUUCCUGAGAUGGUCCAAACUCUGGACAACGAAGAGCUAUUCUGGUUCAACUCCUCGGAGUCCGCCUGGCACGCCCGCCUCCGUGAUUUCCAGCCAGGGGUGCAGAACCGGACACCCCAAGGUUACAUCCGGCGGCUGAACCAGCUCUGCAAUGAUGUGCUGAGCAACUUUUCGUACUAUUUCGCAAUUAUGCCGGAAGCGAAAGGUGUUGCUCAGGUGGAGGUAAUCCCCCUGCUGCCGCUGCAGCUGGGCCAGCCCAACACCCUCGUCUGCUCAGUGACCAACCUCUUCCCUCCUGCGGCCGAGGUCACUUGGACGCGCCAAGGUCAGCCCGUGACCCAGGGGGUCUCCACCCCUCCGGCAAUUCCUGUGCAGGACCUGGACUUCAGGCUCUUCUCCUAUUUGGAGGUGACCCCCCAGGAAGGAGACAUCUACAGCUGCGACGUCAAGAGUCCCCGCGACACCUUCAGCAUCCAGGCAUUCUGGGUCCCCCAAGAUCCCGUCCCCUCGGAGCUCCUGGAGAACAUCCUGUGUGGCGCGGCGUUUGGGGUCGGCACGCUCUUUGCCAUCGCGGGGGUGGUCUUGGUGGCAGUAUCCUGCAAGUGCAGCAGCACAGAAUGA